Molecule: messenger RNA, 7717 nt
Organism: Cynoglossus semilaevis (tongue sole)
Lineage: Eukaryota; Metazoa; Chordata; Actinopteri; Pleuronectiformes; Cynoglossidae
Product: iporin
Exons: 14
Coding region: 287-5056 (1589 amino acids)
Cellular component (GO): cytoplasmic vesicle
Molecular function (GO): protein binding
Source: RefSeq, a predicted model, not a curated record
GACGUUUCGCCAUGACCACGCCCAUCAUCCUGCGAUGUGCAGCAGUGGAUCUCAACCUCUGUCAUCACCGUGAUCGUCAGUGUUUUCACCGACUUGAACUAAAACAACAACAGCAAGAUGUAUCAUUCUGAGCAUGCUGUAGACUUCCCUGCCCUCUUUGUUGGUGUCUGUGGUGGUGCCUCCGUGGUACUCGGUCCAGAAAUCGGAGUGUAAACAUCUCCAUCAAUACCUUAAAUUUCCUAGUACUUAAUUUGACUGUCUUCAAUCAACAGUCACCUCCUGCUGCAUGAUGGACAGCCCUCCCAAAUUAUCUGGUGAAACUCUGAUAGUGCAUCACAUCCCACUGGUUCACUGUCAGGUGUCUGGGCGACGAAACGGUGGCAGCAACAGCAGUGGUGGAACACUGAAGAGGAGCAACCCAUUCAGCCCACCAGAGAACCUGGGUUUGAAUCGCACCACUUCCCUUCCUGAAAAAGAUGUCUUCCAGAGGGAGGCACUGCUGUACAGCAGCCUUAUACACACCUCCGGCAGCUCUAUGGCCUCCCACAGAGGAGCACAGAACGGUGGUGGUGAAGAAGGCAAAAGAACCAUCAAUGUAAGCGAUGAUUCAUCUGUGACAUCAAGCAUUUCAGAGGAUCAGCUGUUCACGGCUAACACGCUACCAAUGGCAAAACCGGGGAACAGGAAGCCACUUCGACGCAACCCCUUCCUGCUGAACACAGGGGAUGAGGAAUAUGAAGAAGAGGACGCUGAUGACCUCAGUGGUUACCUUGAAGACUCUUCUUUCCAACUCCACAGUGACACCAGCUCUGCCCUCGAAGACGUGGUCGCCCCUUUCCACUUGCACGACCUCGACUUUGCAACCGAGCCAUUCCUGUUACAUGGCUCAGGUAAACACAGUAACCACGAAUCUCUGAGGGGUGGGGUUUCAGAUGUCUCCACACACUUGAAAGACUUAGAUCUCAUGGGCCUGGACCGCCAGUGUCGCCACGGCAGCAGUGGCUCCAACAUGUCCAUGGACUGUGGUGAGCAAGACUGGGGCGACGAUGGUGAUUAUGAGGAUCAUCCGAUGCGAUGCGGAAGGAGCAGUAAGACGGGUUCAUACUCGUCAAUCUCGUCUCUGUCUCAGACCUGCAUGCAUCACUUCCCUGAAACCUUUGGUGAUCCAUUUCACCAUGGCUAUGCCAGUGACUCCUCCUGCAACAGCUCUGAUGGUGUGCUCGUUAAUUUCAGUGCAAUCUUCAACAGGAUGAACAAUGAACCUGAGAAGCCGCAACCAUCAGUUCUUAUCAACCUUAAUAGCUCCUCAGACCAGUACUGCACCUCUCCUGCGUCUGAUCCUACAGGAAACCAGGAAGACUUAGGGGGCGGGGCCUUUUAUCUGGACCUUCAAACCUCACCAACUGAACCACCGUUGCAGCAGCAACAAACAUCCAGCCAGGGAAGCGGCUUCUCACUGAUCCAAGAGCGGCACCUGUCCACCUCCUCUGCUUGCUCGUGCUCAAUGGAGCACCAGGGGGCACUGGCCCUCGAUGCCAACUGCAACACAUACCACCCUCCACAGUCUGGGUCGUCAGGUGACCUGGCAUCCUGUCUGCAGAGCCAGGCUCGUUUGGUUGUGGCCACCCAGAACUACUACAAACUGGUGUCCUGUGAUCUUUCAUCACAGUCUUCUCCAAGUCCUGCCCCCUCCUCUGUCAACAGCUGCUCUGAUGAGCCCAGCAAAGGAAGCCCCAGCCCCUCGCAGCCCAGCGAGUAUUUUCUGUUUAGACGGCAGGAUGGCGUGGAUCAGGAAAGGGAGGACGGACCAUUGUCUGUGAGAGCUAAAGGUGAUCAUGAUAAGGAGAAGGGAGAAGAGCAAAAUGAAGAGGACAAGGAGAAGGAGGAUGAGAAAAAGAAGCAGGCAGAAGGUGGAACUGGUACUUCUCCCUCUGUAAUUAAGGGUCAGGUGUAUGUCAACACCUCCCCUCUUUUGAUUGGACGGGAUGUUAUCAGCGGAGGAGUCUCUUCAGUGAGUCGCCUUCGUUCCCGCAGCUACGAUCGCAACCUGGACAAGCCUCCAUCUCCUCGUCUUGGGUCUUUGGAGCGGAUGCUGAGCUGCCCAGUCCGUCUUAGUGAGGGUGCCGCCCCAGCCCCGCCUCCUCCUCCGAGGGUCACGUCGUUUGCAGAAAUUGCCAGAAGUAAACGUAGGAAUGGAGGUGUUGGAGCUUCACCUCCACUGAAGACUAAUACUGAGCCCUUCUACUAUGCUCACUCUGCCCACUCUCACCCUUCUGGGGACUUCUCUCCAAUCCAAGAGCAGCGCCUUGAGGUGGACACUCAAUGUUUGGACCCUGCUGCCUUCAGCAGGUGUUACAGCAAUGGUAGCAUGGAGCGCCCACAAGAGAUAGGGAGUGAAAGUUGCAGAAGACCUGAAGGUAUUGAGUCUGCCUCAGAUGCUCCUCCUGCUGUGAUCCGGUACAGUCUUGACCAGCGCCCCACGUCUCUGCCAAUCCAGCCGUUCACCUUUCAUCACCAGUUCCCGUCCAAGCAGGCUCAGCCCAAACCUUUGCUGCCCCUGCUCUCAGGCUACGUCUCUGGGAUGCAGGCUCGAGGGAGUUCUGAAUCUGCAGCUGGAGGUCCACUAGAUGAGGACAGUGAGAACAUAGCUGAAAAUGUAGACACAUACCGAGAGGCUCUGACUGGAGCAGCAGACCCUGGUCCUGGAUCAGUCCGUCCUUCACCCCUCGGUAGUUACUCCCCCGUGCGUCUCCAGGGGCCACAAAGCUCUGGGACCUGCUCUACUUGCACCCCAAGUCCUUACCCACCUCCACAACCACCGGCCCAGCGACCUCAAAACCUCAGCUCCCCCCGGUCAGAAGGCCCCAUUCUUUCACAGGGCAAACAGGAAGUGAGGUCAGUGCCAUUACUACUGACCCCACCUCUGUCUUCGAGUAUGAAAAGAGGGGCGGGGCCAACUCUUCUGCCACCACUACAAGAUCACUGCUACCAUCGCGAAACUCCGCCCAUUCUAUCUGGGCUGCAAAGCGACACUUUAAGUCCCCUCGGAAUCAUGGAGUCUGGAAAGCAUGGAGAAGGAGGAGAAGGGGACGGAACCAGGACACAAAAUGCCCACCACCUCUCCCCCCAAGCCCUUAAAUGGAAGGAGUACAGGCGACGUAACCCUCUCGGGGUGGAGCGAGUCUGUGAGCCACGGCGAGCUGCGACAGGACAGCGAACUGUUAGACGCAACGUGUUCGAUUUCCCAUCAGCGCCCUCUAUCUACACGCUGGGACGACUUCAAAGAAGCCAAUCAGCAAAGCCUCUGCAGAGCGACUUCUUCUCUGAUUAUUUCUCUCUGACGGAGAAACCUCCAGAAGAGUUCUGUCUCUCCCCCGAUGCUUCAUCUUCAACACCAUCUUCUGUACACGUGUCUCACGUCUUUGUGGACCUCGUACAAAAAAGAGCUCUGGUGAAAGCCGUGAAUACAGCUAUUGACCUGAUUGUGGCUCAUUUCGGCACCAGUCGAGAUCCGGAUGUAAAGGCCAAGCUUGGCAAUAGCUGGGUAAGUCCUAACAUUGGUCACCUGAUCCUAAAGUAUCUCUGCCCCGCCCUCCAUGACGUGCUGCAGGAUGGAUUAAAGCCGUAUGUCCUGGACUUGAUCAUUGGUCAGCGUCGCUGUCAGCCCUGGAGUCUGGUGGAGGCCUCAACCCAACUGGGUCCAUCCACUCGUGUCCUCCACAGCUUGUUCUCUAAAGUGAGUCAGUUUCCAGAGCUCAACAACACCAACAUGAGGAUAAAUGCCUUCAUCUUUGGCCUCCUGAAUCUGAAAUCUCUGGAGUUCUGGUUCACUCAUCUCCACACGCAUGAAGAUAUCAUUGAUGCUCACUACAACCGCUGGGGUUUGCUGCCCCUGUCCUGGGGUCCCUGCCGACCACUCUUCCAGGAGCUCCUCCUCCUGCUCCAGCCGCUUUCACUCUUGCCGUUUGACUUGGAUCUCCUCUUUGAACCCCAUCUCCUUCAGAAGGGGGCAGAGCAUCUGCGUCGAAAGGAGCUGCUGUGUUCAGUAGGAGGUCAAAGAGUCCGUCACUCUAAUCGCUCCACCUUCGAGCUCAUGAGAGGUUGGAGCACUACAGUUAGCGACAUGGUCGGAAAUUCAGGAGGUGAAGCCAAAGCAGAGAGGACAGUGCUUAGACAAGAGGGGACCUGGCCAAGAAUGGAAGUGAAGAGGAGAAAUGGAUCAGGGCUUGAUGUAAAAAAAGACAGGAGAGAGAUGGGUGUGGGACAGGAGGACAGGAGGAGCAGGAGACAAGAGGAGGAAUCAGAGCAGGGACGUCACCGCCAGGAGCGGCAGGCGGGCUGGUGGUAUCAGCUGAUGCAGUCGUCUCAGGUCUACAUCGACCAAUCAUCUGAGAGGAACAAGUUCCUCAAGGUUGACAAGAGGAAGAAAUCCAUGAUGGAAAGACGGCACGCUCAAGCCCCACCCACCAGAGAGGGUGUGGUGGAGGGUGCGGAGUCACAGCCACAGGUAGAAGGCUACGAAAACAGCAGCGUGAGAGGGAAACCAACUUGGAUGGGCAGCCCACCAGCGUCUGUGCUCAGCCCCUUAUUACCACCACCUGCUGGUCAGGAGCAGGAGCAGAGCCAAAACCUACGCUGGAGCAGACUGUUUGGAUCCAGAGGGGAGGGGACACAGUCAAGGGGGCGGAGUCAAAAGACGAGACCACCCUCUGGUUGGUUCUCCCUGGAUCGUUCUGUUCUAGGUUUUGUUGCUCAAACUAUUGGAGCAGGAAGUGGAAAAAAGCUGGAGCCUCCGACAGCUGUCACUCACACAACAACAACAUGUCAUCCAUCCAACGACAAACAACUGUCUCUGUGUGAAGUCAGAGCACUGUGUGACCAUGUGGCCACUGAGCACGGUCAGCUGAGCUUCAACAAAGGCGAUAUCCUGCGUGUCCACAGCCGAGCUGACCCUGAUUGGCUUAUCUGCUCACUAAACUCCAACCACGGCAUAGUCCCCAUCAUCUACGUUACUCUGAAGAGCUCAGAGGAGGAGGAGCAGGUGGAGGUGGAGUAGCGUGAGGAUACUGCUGCUGUUUAAAUCUAGACUGAGAAGACAAUGUAGGAGCAUGAUGACAGAAACACACUGUCUGCAUGCACUUAAAGAUUAAAACCCAAAGUCUAGAAUUUUUUUUUAUCUCCAUCAUUAUCAUCGUUAUUGUCUCUGCGUCCAGCAGAACUAGGGCACAUGGUCACUUUCUGUGCUGCUGUCUAACCUCCAUUCGCUUCAAUGAAGACGUAAAUAGCGUAGAACGCAGCAAAUAAUUUAUUUUUCCUGUUUAAAGUGAACAAUGUAAAAAGCAUAUACACUCUUAUUAAUGUUAAUUUAAUGGAUGAUAUCGAGAUCACGUGUAUGGAUUCCUACUGUUUUUCUUCUCAGCUCUACAGCAAAAAGUUCAAUAUUAAUAAAAACAUAGUUGAAGUGUAGUUGAAGUGUAGUUUAAGUGGCGCUUUGGCCCAGAGGCAAUGUCUCUGUCAUUGGUGUGGAACUUCAGGGUUCACCUCCUGGGCAAGUUCGAAUCCCUGUUAGGACUCACCACCCGCAGGAAGGUUCAGGGGGGGUUGGUACGGUCCAGUGUGAUUUGGGUGGCGACUGCUGCCCCUGCGACCCGGUAACGGAUAAGCGGAUGGAUGGAUGGAUGUGUGGAAGUGUAGUUUAAUCCGACAGAUGGCGGUAAUGAUACUUCUCACGGUGAACACUAGUGCUAAGGACAAAACUGGGGGUGCGAGCCUGUUUUCGCUGCAGUAGAUGUUCUCUGAAAUUAAACUAAUUAGUUCCCAAUACCAAAAAUGCAUAAAAGUACUUGAUUUUCCUUGUGCUUCCACGGUUAAAACCUUUCCUUAGAGGAAAGUCCAGUCUAGUCGUUCAUGGCAAAGUCAUAAACAAUUGUUUGGUUUCUUCACGUUGGGAAGAAAUCACAUAAAAUGGUGCUUGAAGGAGAUUCACCAAGUUUUGUUGCCUGUCAGGUCAGUCAGAAAUGUUUGACAUCAGACUGACUUGUUCAUGGUUUCAAUGAUCAUAUGUCAUAGAUAGAAGAAAAUGUCUGUAAGAGCUUAAACCUUAAAUCAGGUUUGGUCAGAGGGGAAAAAAGUGGUUGUGAGAAAACUAUUAAUACAAAUCCAACUUUUUUUUCAUUAAUAUAGGCUUCACUCUGAAGAGGAAACUUGUCGUGAUUUAGUGCAAAGAAUGUCUCCCCCUUCAUAUUAGAAACUAGUUGUUUCAGCAGUAGCUUCUCUUUGUGUUGCUACUUUUAUGGUCCUUUAAAUUAAGGCUGUUGUUUAAAUCCGACUUUUCUUCAAAGAAGAGUUUUGAUUCCAGGACCACAAGGAAACAGUUUCCCACAACAGAGCUUUAAACUCUAUUGACGGAUCACAGCAAUGGCAGAAGUAAAACAUAUUAAUUUUAAUAUUUUAUAUAAUAUAGAAUAUUUUUAUUCUGAAAAAGAAAAAAGACAGAAAUCUUCAAGAGAGUUUUGCAAAAUGCACAGGAACUACAUAGAACGUUUGCAUUUUCUUUUUUCUGGGUCAAUGAAGCUACUUCAAUAAAGGCACUCUGGCACAAAGGGACUGGAACUAGAAUAAAGAGAAAUACUAUUGCAAGUACUGUAGUACCAGGCACCAGGGACAGUACCUAAUACUCUACACAUUUCCACAGACUCUAAAAACAGUACCAGGAGCUGUGAAGAAAUGUCACAAAUGUCAGUACCGGAAUUUAUUAGACAGUUCCAGGAACUAACUUUCUAGAAAUGAAGUUCUGUUUCAGAGAUAGUUAUUGUUUAAAACUGCAGGAACCAGUGAAGGAUGACAAGAGAAAGGAAAAUGAAAUGUUUGAAUUACAAUAACAGGGAGCAGUACCAGAAAUGUUGUGGGUUUUCAAUGGUGAACAUAAUACCAGGAAUGGCGAUCAGUACCAGUUGCUCCCUUACAGGACCAAGGAACUAAAUUCGAGUAACUGGAAUGUUUUGUGCCCCCCAAAAUCAUCUCUGCGUAUGAAUGUGAAUAUUGGAAUAUGAAGGAGCUUUUUUUGUCCCUCCUUCAUUUAAAUAUUGCAAUUGCCUGGUCCUUGUGAUGGAAACACUGAAGUUAUGGUACAGUUCUGUAGUUACUGCGGUGUGGUUCUAUUACAUUUCUGAUAUGACAGGGAAUAUUUAAAUGUGGCCUUAGUUUAAAAAAAUAAGAAUAAAAAUAAUUUUAAUAAAUAGAUAAUUAUUAUAAACAAACAUAUCUGAUUUACACACAUUCGUUCACUUUAUACACCUUUAACUCUAAUUAACACUUUAUGUACAUUUAUGAAAUAAUAGUGGUUGUUUUACUUGAAUUUUUCCUGAAUUGUAAGCUCAAGGUGAUUUUCAUUUCCUGUUUAGAGUCAGGCAGGAAGUGAUGUCUUAGUGGAGAUAAAGGGAGAGAGAGAAUAAAAAGGUCUAUUUGACUUGUAUAAAAAUGCAAUUUAAUAGUGUCAGACAUGAAGUUAUUCUGUUGUCGGUUGUUUUGUUUUUUUUCUUUGUUUAUGCCUGUAUCUACACCAAACCCAUUGUUAGUGAAGCUGCUCCUCUUCCUCUGCCUCCAGACCCCCCCCACCCUCACCACCUUCACCUCUCUGGUCAGAUUAUCUGAAGUGUAUGUUCAUCAUAAUCAAACUCUGGAUGUUCAAUAACAAAGUGCUGAUGUGAUCAGACUC